Messenger RNA from Phacochoerus africanus (Common warthog), 5698 nucleotides. RefSeq names its product mucin 16, cell surface associated (gene MUC16). Bases 75 to 5054 code for a protein of 1659 amino acids. The transcript has 50 exons. NCBI's taxonomy places the organism in Eukaryota, Metazoa, Chordata, Mammalia, Artiodactyla, Suidae. The record is from RefSeq and is a predicted model, not a curated record.
CCAGCAAAAGUCUCAGGUUAAGCCAAGGUAGAAAUGCAAGUUUCCAUGAACAGCCGCUAUCUUUUCCUUGCUUCAUGAUAGGACCUAACCAUCUUAUUCUUUCAGCUCCAGUGACCUCCACAUUCUCACCAGGAUCUCCAGCAUCUCUGACCCCCACCCCCAGCUCUACUGCAGGCAAGGGCCCGGCCCUGGUGCCAUUCACCCUUAACUUCACCAUCACCAACCUGCUCUAUACCCCGGACAUGGGGCACCGAGGCUCCAUGAAGUUCAACUUCACUGAGAAGGCCCUGAAUCGCCUGCUGGAUCCUCUGUUCAAGAACACCAGUGUCGGCCCACUGUACUCUGGCUGCAGACUGACCCUGCUCAGGCCUGAGAAGGAUGGGGCAGCCACUGGAGUGGACGCCAUCUGCACCUACCACCCUGACCCCACGCAUCCUGGGUUGGACAGAGAGAAGCUGUACCAGGAGCUGAGUCAACUGACCAAUGGUGUCACCCACCUGGGCACCUACACCCUGGACAGUGAGAGCCUCUAUGUCAAUGGUUACACCCGUCAGUCCUGGACACCUACCUUCAGCAGUCCAGUGACUUCUACAUUCUCUCUGGAAUCUUCCACAUCUCAGCCCAUCAUCCUCAGCUCCACAGGCUUGAGCCCCUCUCUGGUGCCUUUCACCCUCAACUUCACCAUCACCAGCCUGCGCUACACAGAGGACAUGGGCCCCCCAGGAUCUGAGCUAUUCAACACCAUAGAGAGGAUCUUGAAUCGCCUGCUCAAGCCCUUGUUCCAGAACAGCAGCAUUGGACUCCUCUAUUCUGGCUGCCGAUUGACCCUGCUCAGGCCUGAGAAAAACGGAAGAGCCACUGGAGUUGAUGCUGUCUGUACUUACCGUCCUAAUCCCGUGGGCCCUAAACUAGACAGAGAGAGGCUGUACUGGGAGCUGAGCCAUGAGACCCAUGGUGUCACCCAGCUGGGCUCCUUCAUCCUGGACAAGGAUAGCCUCUACGUCAAUGGCUACACCCAACGGACCUCAGUCUCCACCACCAGUGCUGCUGUGACCUCUGUGCCUUUCCCAGGGACCUCGGUGGUACCAACCCACUUCUCCAGCUCCACUGCAGCAACCCUUUUCCUGGUGCCUUUCACCCUCAACUUCACCAUCACCAACCUGUACUUCGAGGAGAACAUGCAGAGCCCAAGCUCCUGGAGAUUCAAGGCCACAGAGAAGAUCCUGCAGGGUCUGCUCGAACCCAUGUUCAAGAAAAGCAGUCUGGGAUUCCUCUAUGCAGGCUGCAAACUAGCCUCCCUCAGGCCUGAGAAGGAUGGGGCAGCCACCAGAGUGGAUGCCAUCUGCAUGCAUCGCCCAGACCCUGAAGGCCCUGGACUGGACAGAGAGCAGCUGUACUGGGAGCUGAACCAGCUGACCCAUGGCAUCACCCUGCUGGGCCCCUACACCCUGGACAGGGACAGUCUUUAUGUCAAUGGUUUUACUCGUCAGAUAUCUGCACUCAUCACCAGCACUCCUGGCACCUCCACAGUAGACCGGGUAACCUCUGGGACACUGUCCUUCUCCAGUCCCACAGUUUCCAUGACCUCUACCAUCUCCCCAGCAACUUCUGCAGCCCCAGUCCAGGUCUCUACAGCUGCUGGCCCUGCCCUGGUGCCCUUCACUCUCAACUUCACCAUCACCAACCUACCCUACAUAAAGGACAUGCAGCCAGGCUCUGCGAAGUUCAACUCCACCGAGUCAGUUCUGCAGCGUCUGCUCAAGCCCUUGUUCACCAACAGCAGCAUCGGUUCACUCUACGCUGGCUGCAGACUAACCACACUAAGGCCUGAAAAGGGUGGAACAGCCACUGGAGUUGAUGCCAUCUGCACCCACCAUCCUGACCCAUCAGGUCUCAGCCUGGACAGGGAGCGGCUCUACUGGGAGCUGAGCCACCAGACCCAUGGUGUCACCCGGCUUGGUUUCUACAUCCUGGACAGGAAUCAUCUCUAUGUCAAUGGUUACACCAGGCCAGUAUUGACCUCCACUCCCAGUGUUUCUAGCCCUGCACUGGUUCUGUUCACCCUUAACUUCACCAUCAACAACUUGCGCUACAUGGAAGACAUGCAGCUUCCCAGCUCUGCCAAGUUCAGCAAAAUAGAGAAGAUCCUGCAGGACCUGCUCAGACCCUUAUUCAGGAACACCAGUGUAGGCCCCCUCUACUCCAGUUGCAGAUUGACUUCACUCAGGCCUGAGAAAGAUGGAGCAGCCACCAGUGUGGAUGCCAUCUGCACCCACCUCCCUGACCCCGCAGGCCUGGGGCUGCACAGAGAGCGGCUAUACUGGGAGCUGAGCCAGCUGACCCAAGGCAUCACCCAGUUGGGUCCCUACAUCCUGGACCAGAACAGUCUCUAUGUCAGUGGUUACACCUACCAGACAUCAGAAACCACCCCCAGCGCCACUGGACCACCUCUGGUGCCUUUCACUCUCAACUUCACCAUCACCAACCUGCCCUACAUGGAAGACAUGUGGCCUCUAGGGUCCUUGAAAUUCAGCACCAUGGAGAAGUCCCUGCAGCACCUGCUUGGACCCUUGUUCAAGAACACCAGUGUGGGCCCCUUGUAUUCAGGUUGCAGACUGACCUUGCUCAGGCCUGUGAAGAAUGGAGCGGCCAUCGGCGUGGAUGCCAUCUGCACCCACCACCCUGACCCCAUGGGCUUUGGGCUGGAUAGGGAGCGACUGUACUGGGAGCUGAGCCAGCUGACACUUGGUGUUACCCAGCUGGGCUCCUAUACCUUGGACAAGGACAGUCUCUACAUCAAUGGUUACACCCAUCAGACCUCAGCCAUCACUCCCAGUGCCACCAAUCUUCACCUGGUGUCCUUCACCCUGAACUUCACCAUCACCAACAUGCACUACACUGAGGACAUGGGGCGCCCAGCUUCUUUGAAGUUCAACUCCACCAAGAGGAUAUUACAGCACCAACUCAAGGCCUUGCUCAAUAAGACUAGUGUCGGCCCCCUCUACACUGGCUGCAGGCUGGAGUCACUCAGGCGUGAAAAGAGUGGAGCAGCCACUGGAGUAGACAUUGUCUGCACCCUCCACUAUGACCCUGCAAGACCUGAGCUGGACAGAGAACAGCUGUACUGGGAGCUGAGCCAUGAGACCCAUGGCAUCACCCGGCUGGGCUCCUUCACCCUUGACCGGGACAGCCUCUAUGUCAAUGGUUACACCUAUGGAGCUGUGGCCCCCACUACCACCACUGGGGAGGUCAGCGAGGAGCCAUUCACGCUGAACUUCACCAUCGACAACCUGCGCUACUCAGCAGACAUGGGUCGUCCUGGCUCUCUCAAGUUCAACAUCACGGACACCCUCAUGCAGCACCUGCUCAGCCCAUUGUUCCAGCGGAGCAGCUUGGGUGCCCAAUAUGCAGGCUGCAAGGUCACCUCGCUAAGGUCUAUGAAGAAUGGUGCCAAGACAAGGGUGGAUAUCCUCUGCACCUACCGGCCGCCUCCCAGCAGCCCGGGGCUGCCAGCCAGACAGGUGUUCCAUGAGCUGAGCAGACAGACCCGUGGCAUCACCAGGCUGGGCCCCUAUUCUCUGGACAAGGACAGUCUCUACCUCAAUGGUUACAAUGAACGUGGUCCAGAUGAGCCUCCUACUACUCCUGAGCCAACCACCACACUCCUGCCUACAUUAUCAACAUCUGUGCAACCAGAAUCCGCCACAGCUGUGGGACACAACCUGAAGACCUUCACACUCAACUUCACCAUCUCCAACCUUGUGUAUUCAUCAGACAUGAGCCAUGGCAUGGCCAUGUUCAACUCCACCAAGAGGGUCCUGCAGCGCCUGCUUGGAUCCUUGCUCCAGAAGAGCAGCCUGGGUACCUUCUACUCAAAUUGCAGACUGAUCUCCCUCAGACCUGAGCAAGAUGGUGCGGCCACUGGCGUGGGUGCCCUCUGCACCUACUACCCUGACCCCACGGGCCGCAGACUGGACAGAGAGCAGCUUUACUGGGAGCUGAGCCAGCUGACCAACGGUUUCACCCAGAUGGGCCUCUACACCCUGGUCAAGGACAGUCUCUUUGUCAGUGGCUAUGCACCCCAGACUUUAUCUCUCCAGAGCGAGUACCAACUAAAUUUCCGCAUCAUCAACUGGAACCUCAGCAAACCAGACCCCAUGUCCUCAGAGUACAUCGCCCUGCUGAGGGACAUCCAGGACAAGGUCACCAAACUCUACAGAGGCAGCCAGCUGCAAGACGUAUUCCGCUCCUGCCUGGUCACCAACUUGAUGUUGGAUUCCAUGUCAGUCACCGUCAAGGCUCUGUUCUCCUCCCGUCUGGACCCCAGCAUGGUGAAGCAAGUGUUUCUAGACAAGACCCUGAACGCCUCAUCCCACUGGCUGGGUGCCACCUACCAGUUGAUGGAUGUGCAUGUGACAGAAGUGGGGCCACCAAUUCAUCUACCAACAGACCAACCGACAAGCAAUCCCAGCUUCCAGAACUUCCAGCUGAAUUUCACUGUCACCAACCUACUGUAUUCCCAGGACAUAGCCCAGCCAGGCACCACCAGAUACCAGCAGAACAAAAGAAAUAUUGAGAAUGCGCUCAAUCACCUCUUCCGGAACAGCAGCAUCCAGAGUUACUUUUCUGACUGUCAAGUUGUAGACUUCAGGUCUGUCCCUGACAGCAACCACACUGCGGUAGACUCGGUAUGUUACUUCUCACCUUUGGCUCGGAGACUGGACAAACGGAGACUGGACAAAGUUGCCAUCUAUGAGGAAUUCCUGCGGCUGACGAAGAAUGGUACCCAGCUGCAGAAUUUUACCCUGGACAGGAACAGUGUCCUUGUGGACGGAUAUUCUCCCAACAGAAAUGAUGUCCUGACUGAGAAUUCUGACCUCCCCUUCUGGGCCGUCAUCCUCAUCAGCUUGGCAGGACUCCUGGUGCUCAUCCUGUGCCUCAUCUGCUGUUUCCUGGUCAUUGUCUGCCUGAGAAAGAAGGAGGGAGACUAUGAAAUUCGGCAACGACGCCUGGGCUAUUACCUGCCACACCUGGACCUGAGGAAGCUGCAGUGACCACAUCUGCUUGAGACCCUUUUCCCCAGGCAGGUUCCCAUGGAGCUUGACUGGAACAGAAAUAAACCACAUUGGUCAGACAUAAUCUCUGGGCCUUUCUUGACUUGGCCCCUACCUGGUUCACAGUGGACUAAAAUUUUUCCCCUUCAUGAAAACCAAAAGACAACUUCCAACUUCCGUCUGGUGGUUUCACACCAUUCCAUCCGUCGGGAACACCAGGAUUGAUGAAAUAGGCACAGGCAUGGCCAACAAAUAAAAUUAACAUCAGUGUGAGGUUUGCUACCUCGUCACUCACUGCACACCUCUCACCCUGCCAUCACCCCACCUCUCUUCCAUAUUCUGCACCCCUUUUCCCAAAGCCCUGGAAUUCUCUUUGCACUGUUUCAUUCUCUGAUGUUCUCAUUCACCAGGAUACCCAAGAAAAUCUGCCUCAGUGGCUCCUCUCCCCCUUCAUGGGUCCUCCAAGACAGGAAAUCAAGCCAAGAAGGAAUGCAUGGGUCAGAGAUGACUCUGCAAUCAGCCUUGGCAUUUGGAAGCUGAAAUGACUAGGUAUCUGGGAAGACUGAAUCCCAGAAUAAUGAACAGGAUCUGCUUUGGAUGCAAAGAGAAAUAAAAUUCAGUGGAAAGAUCUGAGAGAAAAUAAA